UGGGACACCCCUCCAAAUCAUUGGAUUCAGGUGUUUCAAUCACCCUUCAUGGCCACAGGUAUAUAAAAUCAAGCACUUAGGCAUGCAGACUGCUUCUACAAACAUUUGUGAAAGAAUGGGUCGCUCUCAGAAACUCAGUGAAUUCAAGCGUGGUACCAUGAUAGAUCGCCACCUGUGCAAUAAGUCCAUCUGUGAAAUUAACUUGCUACUAAAUAUUUCACGGUCAACAGUUAUUGGUAUUGUAACAAAAUGGAAGCAACUGGGAACAACAGCAACUCAGCCACGAAGUGGUAGGCCACGUAAAAUGACAGAGCGGGGUCAGCCCCUGCUGAAGCACACAGUGCGCAGAAGUCGCCAACUGUCUGCAGAGUUAAGA
Molecule: messenger RNA, 376 nt
Organism: Staurois parvus
Lineage: Eukaryota; Metazoa; Chordata; Amphibia; Anura; Ranidae
Source: the annotation of a GenBank genome assembly